AUGGGUGAGAACCUGGAGGCCGAGGACAAGGAUGACGGCAACAGUAUCAGCAUCGUCACCAUCAGAUGGCCGAACCAGGAAUGGCGAGGUAACACCAAGCAGCCCGGCUUCGCCAAAUCGGAACUGCACGGCUUCAGGCUAUACAUGGUUCUUAUCGGCGUCUGCUUCGGCGCCUUUGCCAUGGCUCUCGAUGUCUAUGUCAACGGAACGGCUUGUCACUCUGCCACCUACACGUUGGCGGUCUGCUCGCUGACCCCCUUGGCGGGCAAGAUGGCCAACGUCUGCUCGCUCCGCUGGGUUUACCAAGGCUUCUUCGUCUUCCUCGUCGGUAGUGCCAUAUGUGGCUGGGCCUCCACAAGCGAAAUCUUCAUCGUCGGCCGUGCCAUCUCGGGCAUCCGCGCAGCUGCAGUCACCAGUGGAGGUCUCACGGUCUUUUUGUCUUGGUCAUAUCCUCACCCCAACAGGGUCACCUGGCGAUGGUGUUUCUGGAUCAGUCUACCCGGUGGCGCCGUCACCCUGCUUGCCAUGUUCUUCUUUUUCAAGCUGCCGCAACGAGAAGACGAGCUCGCGACCACCAUGAAGAAAGUGUUGAGUCUGGAUCUCGUUGGGUCUUUCAUCUUCAUCCCCAGCAUCUUCAUGUUGAUCCUCGCCCUACAAUGGGGCGGAAACUCUGUCAUGUUCUCCUUCUGCCAUCUUGGUGCUCUGUCCGUCUCGUCUUACUAUCUCCCGGAGUGGUUUCAGGCAGUCCAGGGCGCUACUCCCUUCGAGAGCGGCAUAAGGGUGCUGCCGUCCGUCAUGUCACAAAUCGUGGGAGCGAUUUGUGCAGGUGACAUUGCCCUCAAAAUCCGUUUUAACGACCCUUGGUUCUAUGUCGGGCCAGUUUUGGUGUGCACCGCAGCCGCUCUGUACAUCCAGUUCACCGUCUCCAAUACCCCAUCGAGCCAAUGGAUCGGGUUCCAGAUCAUCCAGGGCCUGGGUGUCGGCUUCGCCAUGCAGAUGCCAUCUCUCAUGAUCCAACUGGCGCUCAAGGACCGCGCUAACCUCUUGCCCAUCGGCAUCUCACUAAACAUCUUCGCCCAAUUUCUCGGGGCUACCGUCGCGCAGGUCAUUGCCGGUGCUAUUUUCCACGCGCGUCUGGAGAGCCAGCUUGCCUCGCGAGCUGCGCUGUGUCACGACCAAAUACGAUUACUUUACCGGAGCGGUGUCGCCAACGUGCGAGCCAUUGUGGACCAAUACUUUCCGUCGCUGUUCGACGCCAUCAUGGAGUCGUACCACUCUGCCGUCGCUCAGACACAUUUCGUCGCCGUUGCCUCAGCGGUUGUGGCUUUUUCCCUAGCCUUCGGGAUCGAGUGGAUUAGAAUCGAGGGGUCGGCUAUCAAGUUGGGCAACCAGGACAAUGUGGAACCGGCAGUCCCGAGCAGGGAGGAGAGGCCAUCAGGAGCAACAGGGCAUUGA
Molecule: messenger RNA, 1455 nt
Organism: Colletotrichum abscissum
Lineage: Eukaryota; Fungi; Ascomycota; Sordariomycetes; Glomerellales; Glomerellaceae
Exons: 8
Coding region: 1-1455 (484 amino acids)
Biological process (GO): transmembrane transport
Cellular component (GO): plasma membrane
Molecular function (GO): transmembrane transporter activity
Source: RefSeq, a predicted model, not a curated record